Molecule: messenger RNA, 1773 nt
Organism: Sclerotinia sclerotiorum 1980 UF-70
Lineage: Eukaryota; Fungi; Ascomycota; Leotiomycetes; Helotiales; Sclerotiniaceae
Exons: 6
Coding region: 1-1773 (590 amino acids)
Biological process (GO): dipeptide transport; transmembrane transport; tripeptide transport
Cellular component (GO): plasma membrane
Molecular function (GO): dipeptide transmembrane transporter activity; allantoate transmembrane transporter activity
Source: RefSeq, a predicted model, not a curated record
AUGGCCGAUCUAAUCAAUGAAAAACACAUGUCCACCGACUCUGAUGAUAUCGAAAUGCAGUCACACGACUUGGAACAAAAUAUCACAUUAGCUGAAGGGGAAAUAAAAGCUCCUAUGUUCAAACAUGUCGAUCCAAAUGAUGGUGAUGAGGCACUUAGGGCCUUUGCUAGUGAUGAUGGUGAAGUUAUUGUCAUGACACCAGAGAUGGAGAAACAAUUGUUGAGAAAAAUUGAUUGGAAUUUGAUGCCAAUGCUUUGUGUUGUGUAUGGCCUCAAUUUUCUCGAUAAGACAACACUUUCAUAUGCUAGUAUUAUGGGUAUGAAGACCUCACUCAAUCUCAAGGGUGAUAACUACCAAUGGUUAGGAUCUAUGUUCUACAUUGGUUACUUGGUUUGGGAGUAUCCGACCAAUCGUUUACUGCAAAGAUUGCCCCUUGCUAAAUGGUCAUCUUUCAAUAUCAUAGCCUGGGGUGGUACAUUGUGUUGCAUGGCAGCGACAAGCAAUUUUGCUGGUGCUGUGGCUGUUCGUUUCUUCCUUGGAGUCUUCGAAGCUGCAGUCACUCCUGGAUUUACUCUUUUUACAUCCCAAUGGUACACUAAAGAAGAGCAAGGACUAAGGACUGGAAUCUGGUUUAGUUUCAAUGGAUUUGCUCAAAUCUUUGGUGGUGUUGUUUCAUACGGCAUUUCAGUUGGUGUUAAGAAACAUGGAGCUGCCAUUGCGCCGUGGAAGGUUAUAUUUUUGACCAUUGGACUGUUAACAGUUGCUAUUGGGUGUAUAUUUCUUUAUUUUAUGCCGGACAGUCAAUUGAAUGCCAAGUUUCUUACCCCGAAAGAGAGACUUAUGGCAGUUGAGCGUAUCAGAAAAAAUCAACAAGGCGUGGGUAAUAAGCAUUUUAAAAUGUACCAAUUGAAAGAGGCUUUGGCCGAUCCGAUCACUUGGGCGUUUGCUUUUUAUGCAUUGAUGGCGGAUAUACCUAAUGGCGGAAUCUCGAACUUCUUUUCCCAGCUCAUCGUGUCAUUUGGUUACACUCCAGAUCAAUCACUUCUUUACGGAAGCCCUGGUGGUGCUGUUGAAGUUGUAACUCUCAUUGUUUGUGGUUACCUUGGAGAUAAAUACGGCCAUAGGCUAUUAAUCUCUACAUCUGGUCUUUUAAUUGCAAUGUUAGGAAUGAUCCUCAUAGUUGCUCUUCCAUUAUCCAAUAACAGCGGCCGUUUGGCAGGCUAUUACCUAACACAAGCUUCAGCAACACCAUUUACUGCAAUCCUUUCCAUGAUAUCAAGUAAUGUCGCAGGCUACACUAAAAAGACAACAGUUGCAGCCCUUUAUUUAGUUGCCUAUUGCGUAGGGAACAUAGCCGGACCCCAGGUAUUCAGACCACAAGAUGCACCACGAUACAAGCCGGCAGAAAUAACGAUCAUUGUCUGUUAUGGGGUAGCUCUUAUUGAUGUGGUUUUUAUUGCAUGGUAUUACAAUAAGAUGAACAAGAAGAAUGAAGCGAUUAGAGCCACGCCAGGAUAUAGAAAGCUAGAUAAGCAGGAGUUUCUAGAUCUUACCGACAAGGAGAAUCACGAGUUUGUUAGACAUAUAAUUUCAACUACUGUUACGUCUAAUCUUUCCAUUGCUCAAGAUAUUGGGAUGUAUCGGACGAAAUUCGACAAGGGAAAGUUAGGAUACCAACGUGUGAGGAAGGGACUGAAAGAAAGCAGUGAAGGGGCGCAACCCCAAUACAUCAAAGUCACUGCUCAUAUAUGGAAGUUUGGAGGAGCUGGAUAA